Molecule: messenger RNA, 637 nt
Organism: Funneliformis caledonium
Lineage: Eukaryota; Fungi; Glomeromycota; Glomeromycetes; Glomerales; Glomeraceae
Source: the annotation of a GenBank genome assembly
UUCUGUUAGUACUGAUUUCACGUCGACUCCUACUCAAAUAAAUUCAAAUUAUCGUCGUUCUCAAUCUAAUAUUUUAAUUUCAGAUUUUUCAUCAUCUUCCAGAGACAGAAACAUACAUAACUCAUCAAAAAUGAAAAAUGAAUGUCAAAUAUGUUUUGAUUCACACCCUAAAUCUUAUUUUCUUUUAAUCACUGAACGUUGUAAUCAUGAAAUUAAUAUUUGUAAAUUAUGCGUUAGCAAUCAUAUUUCAGCUCAAUUAAGUAGUAAAGGUGAUGUGGAAAUUAAUUGUCCAUCCGAUAAAUGUUAUCAAAAAUUGCAACAUGAUGAUGUAAAAAGACUUGCUAGUACGGAAGUAUUCGAUAGAUAUGAUCUUUUAUCACUUCGCCUUGCUUUAAGCAAAAUGCCAGAAUUUAGAUGGUGUAAAAAUUCCGGAUGUGGUUCCGGUCAGAUUCACUUUGAAGGAGAUGAUGCUCCUAUAAUGACUUGUGAAACUUGUGGUGAAAAAUCCUGUUACACCCAUGAUGUUCCUUGGCAUACAAACUUUACUUGUGAUGAGUAUGAUGUUAACAGAAGAGGUGAUGAUGAGGCUACUCAAGAUUUACUCAAUAGAGAAACCAAACCGUGUCCCAAAUGUGGC